UUUCAUGAGUGGGUUGUUUUAGCCCUGGUGUUUACUAACUUACUGGGUGUUUUUGGAACUACUGCAUGGAGUAAUUUAAAUAAGUAGUAUCAUAUAAAAAGUCCUAGCCUUAAAACCUGUCACAGCUCUGCUCACAGCUGUCAUUUAUGGUCCUAGACAUCUGGAGACAGUACGAUUGCUAAGCACACUCCAGCAGCUAGCAAGCAGUGUGCUGUGUAGCAGUGCGCAGAGCCUCCCAGCCUCUGCCAUCAGCUCCGUGCACUGGUUGAGCUCCUGUGAGUGGGAAUGGAUGAGACAGAUCAAGUCAGCGGUGGCUCCCCUGCACAGUCUGUUAGCUUUUGUGGCUGUGGAUUUAUCCUCGGUUAUGAGCUAGGAGUUAUUCAGGCCCUGCAAGAAUUAGCACCUGAGAUGCUGGGAUCGGCAGCCAAAUUCUUUGGAAUAUCAAGUGGAGCAAUCGCAGCUGCAGUAUUGGCCUGUGGUGGCAACCAAGAAAUUGUGGAUGAAAUUUACUCUGAGGUAAUGGAAAAAAGUAAGAAAUCACUCCUCGGCCCCUACUCUCCACGUUUUCAUUUCCUUAAGCUCUUGGAAAAGGGAUUGCGUAAAGGCCUGACCGAAAACUGUCACCAGCUGGCCUCAGGGAGACUUCAUAUUGGUCUCACACGUCUGCCAGAUGGCCAGAAAGUUGUAAUUUCAGACUUCUGCUCAAAGGAGGAGGUCAUUCAGGCAGUGCUCUGCAGCUGCUUUAUUCCGGUUAUUUGGGGAUGGAUCCCUCCUUCCUUCCGAGGCGUGCGAUAUAUUGAUGGAGGAUUCACAAGCCUGCAUCCCCUCUCUGACCCAGAAACUACAAUUUACGUAUCACCAUUUGCAGGAGAGAAUGACAUAUGUCCAAGAGAUUGUCCAGCUGCUUUCUACUCUAUCAAGGUCCUUGACUUCAGUUUUCAGAUCUCAGUUGAGAACUUGUGCAGGAUCUCCUACGGCAUAUUUCCUCCUUUAUACCUGGACCCAACAGUGGUCUGGACUCCUGGAUUGCAGGCAUAUUGGGAUCUUGAAAGGAACCUACGUGAAAUGUGGAACCAAGGAUACCAUGAUACCAUUUACUACUUGCAGAUGAAAAAGCAGCAACUCUUGUACUAA
Molecule: messenger RNA, 1134 nt
Organism: Gavialis gangeticus (Gharial)
Lineage: Eukaryota; Metazoa; Chordata; Crocodylia; Gavialidae
Product: patatin-like phospholipase domain-containing protein 1
Exons: 7
Coding region: 286-1134 (282 amino acids)
Biological process (GO): lipid homeostasis; triglyceride catabolic process
Cellular component (GO): cytoplasm; membrane; lipid droplet
Molecular function (GO): triacylglycerol lipase activity
Source: RefSeq, a predicted model, not a curated record